Messenger RNA from Phanerochaete carnosa HHB-10118-sp, 1181 nucleotides. RefSeq lists its product as uncharacterized. The transcript is spliced from 8 exons. The record is from RefSeq and is a predicted model, not a curated record. Bases 68 to 823 code for a protein of 251 amino acids. Lineage: Eukaryota; Fungi; Basidiomycota; Agaricomycetes; Polyporales; Phanerochaetaceae.
CCCCGCUCCCACACCCUCCAGAUCCUAUUCAGAUAUCAUCUGGACAUCGCGACGUACGAUAGACGGCAUGCUUCUGCGCUGUGUUCCGCUGUUCCUUGCGCUCCUUGCGCUAUGCGCCUUUACCGUAGAGGCUCGUCCGAUGAAGGGGACCCUCCUCAGCAGGCGACUGACCGUUGAGGAGAGAAGUUUGACCAAUGCUCAACGUCUCAAACGUGGGCUGCCCCCUAGGUCUCCUAUCAUCGGUCGCGUCCUCCCCGGUCGCGAGGAGCUCGGUCCCACCCCCGCAUCGAAGGCCAAGCGUGGUUCUCCUUCUCCUUCUCCAGCGGCUCAAGUGUAUACUGGCCACCUCGAAAUCAGGCUGGCCAACGGCACCUUCGUGGGCAUGGUGAACAACUCUGCCAAUGGCUUCCCCAAUGUGGACAUCGGUGGCACGGCGGGAACUGAUAUCGAAGUCAAGAUUGCCACCACGAGAACCGGCGGGCCAUUCAGUCUUCUUGCCACUAACCCGGUUUUCACUGGCUCUCCCUUUAUCGGCGGCGGCACCAACGCCACGCUGGGUUCCAACUCUUCAACCAUCGUUCCGCUUGCAAACGUGCCGCAGACCUCUGCCGGCAUUCCGCCGACUCCUAAAGGCGCGUCGGCCUUAUGGACCGUGGAUGCAAAGACGCUGCAACUGACGUCAAAAUGGACUAACCUCGACGGUUCGAGCAUCACUGCCAUCCUCUUGUGGCACAAGGAGUCGAACUUGAUCUUCCUUACUGGCGACGCUGGGAAUAUCGAUGAUAUCAACAAUCCCCAAGUGGGACUCUUCCUGGUCAAGUAAACGCUUCGCUACCUUCGCGCGAAAAAAGACGUGUAGAUUCCUGCGUACGACUGUGAUGAGAGUCACGCAUUCGGACUGGCUGAUAACGGACUUCAAUAACGCCAAAGCUUUACGUGUUCCUGUCACGAUCCCGUAUCGAACGCUCUUGGACUUUUAUGCCACCUCUCCUGAAGUUACGUGCUCCCCGGAGCGCGUCAUUUCCGCGAGAGGGUUCAUGGACUUUUCGGUUUCUAUAGCUGCUUUCGAACUAUCGCCGCUUGCCCUCGCCGUCCUGUACAAACGAUCCUUUUUUGUAUGACCUGUGUGUUUGUACAGUACAUGUAAUGGGUAUUUGUUCGAGUAGUGACUGCACCGGUUU